AUGGUCAUCAAGACAAAGAGUGUAAAGUACAUGCCAUUUUAUCUCUCGCUUGCUAGCCUCUUAAAUGGAGUUGUCUGGGUGGUCUACGCACUCCUUAAAUUUGAUAUUAAUAUGCUGAUUCCAAAUGGUUUGGGAGCGAUUUCCGGCGUAAUACAACUCAUCCUGUACGCCACCUUCUACAGAACCACCCGAUGGGAUGACGACGACGACGAAAUAAAUUCGAGAUCGGAGGUCCAAAUGUCCAAUGUCUAG
This is a messenger RNA of Prunus armeniaca (apricot), 252 nucleotides long. Lineage: Eukaryota; Viridiplantae; Streptophyta; Magnoliopsida; Rosales; Rosaceae. The record is from the annotation of a GenBank genome assembly.